Nylanderia fulva is the source of this 8588-nucleotide messenger RNA. RefSeq names its product zinc finger protein castor homolog 1. Gene Ontology annotation, molecular function: RNA polymerase II transcription regulatory region sequence-specific DNA binding; DNA-binding transcription factor activity, RNA polymerase II-specific. Gene Ontology annotation, biological process: positive regulation of transcription by RNA polymerase II; regulation of neuron differentiation. Gene Ontology annotation, cellular component: nucleus. Lineage: Eukaryota; Metazoa; Arthropoda; Insecta; Hymenoptera; Formicidae. The record is from RefSeq and is a predicted model, not a curated record.
UGGAGGGGUUCAGUCAUCUCGCGCCAGCCGAGCCACGCGCACUCUCUCCUCUUUCCGACAAUCCGGGGUCUCGUUGGAGAACCACCCCGUGAUUCUGGCGACGACGAAAGCGUUAGACUAUCGUCGCGAGGGUGGCGUCCAUCGUCCGAGGGUUGCGGUGGUGGAAACGCGUGGCGAACUUUGCGGGGGGUACCGAAGAACGAAGGUACGCGAGGAACGAACCGCCCUCUUCGAACAUCGGGAGACCACCCCCACUUCUUCCCCCUCUUGAACAAACGCGAGCGCGCGCGCGCGUCCGCGUGCCUCCCUCCUCGUCGCGGGUGCUUAGACAGCCUCGGGAAUCGAAGACACACGGGUACCGAGUUUCACGGGUGGAGAAUCCGCGCGUGUCCUACGCGAUCUCGCCUUCUCUCGACGGGAACGACAGUUUUCGAGUGUCGCGAUAACGCGAACCGGAAAAGCUUGUCUUAACUCUGACGUAUAUUUAAUCGGGGACGUGUAUUAUGUAUGCGUAGUGUCGUUAUACCGUCAAACUAUCAUCCCGAGUGAGAACGAUCGAGUAGGCAUUCUAAUCUGACAAUUUUCGGAGAAAUCGAGGAAAUGAUGCACGAUGAAAUCCAACUGUCAAAUUAAAAUUCGACGGGGGCCGGUUGGGAGGAUUGCCAAUCGCUGAAGAGACGAUGAGAAACUGGAGCGAGAAUGCCGGAUAAUCAUUCGAGUGACGGUGUUCAGGGUGGCACGAGAAGUGUCCGAUGAGGGUGGAAGUGAUCUCAGUGGAUUUCGAGGGGGUAAGAGCUGGUGCGUGUUUCGUGUUCCUCGCGAGGCAGAACUCUUUGAAGAAGUCUCGCAGAGCUUCGUGACGAUCAGCAAACGAAUCGAAGGACUCGAAUCGGGAUUGUUCGGUGCAAGUGAGCGAUUUGGUGCGCGAGCGAUAUUGAAUUGUCACGGUUUUGAAAAGUGAAUGGAACUCCUCCUUCCAGGGGGGCGAUUAGUGUGAAUAAUAAUCGACAACUGCGAUUCGCGAGUCUCAUCGAUAGAACUAUGAUGUCGACAGAAGUGAUCCGUGGCAGAAACGGAAAUAUCAACUAAAGAAUAAGAGGAUGCGGUGAACAGCCGGCUUUCGCGAGGUUCGAGAUGUCCGCCGUAACCAGCCCGUAUGGCCCCGCGGAGAUGCUUUCCGAUUCGGUCUACAACUACGCGACGACCCGACGGGGCGCCGCCGAUCAGGACAGCGACUCCCAGUACGAGACGCAGGCCCAGUUGCAGAUCACCAGCAGCAUCCAGAGCAAACCGCGAAACAAACGGAAGAACUUCAAGCCCAUAAGCAGCCGGAUGGCGGAAGUGUCCGACGAGUCCGAGAGAGACGACGACGAGCCGGAAGUGAUCGAAGAGAGUUCGAGCGAAAUCCUCGAGUACGAGAGGAAGACGAUGUUGUUGCCGGCGGACGAUAGAUCGAAGCAGAGGCUAAACAAUAACGAGGUCAGCCCGAUGGAUCUCUCGGUCACCACGAGACCGCCGUCCUCCGAGGCCGAUGACGAUAGCGGGGACUCUCUCAGGCAUAAGUUCAUCCUCGAGCAGCUGAGAUCGCGGAAGCUAUAUUCGCCCGGUACAGAGGCGAGGAGUCCAAAUUCUGAUUCGUCGGAAAGAAGCGGGAGCGGCGUUCUGGACGCAGAGUCGUCUCGUCUGGACGACCAGGACACGCAGUUUGAAGAUGAACGGGGCAACGACGCCGACGGCGAGGCCGAGAUCGAAGAGCGGAAGCCCUUCGAGGGCAUGAGGGAGUACGCGGAGUCGACGAUGCAGGAACUUCUGGCGAUCUACGGGCUGGCAGGAGGCGAACUGGCAAAGUCGGUCAGCAGGCAACUGCCGCCCACGUUCCUCAACCCGAGUACUGGUCAGCAGACUCAAGGAAAGAUGAAGGUGAAGGAGGAGAAGGAUGCCUCGUCGAUGGCACCCGGAAGUCCACCCACGCCUCCGCAUACUCCGCAAAGUCCGCAACGCGCGAUUCCGUCUCUCGGCAAUCUUUCGCAAUCCUGUCAAACGUCAAAUGCAAACUCGCCGAACUUGCAGCAGCAACCGCAGCAGCAUCAGUCGCAGGAGCAGCAACAGCAGCAGCAGCAUCCCAUGCACGCCAUGGCUAAUUCACCCCUAAGUCAGAUAUUGGUCCAAAAUCCGGCGUUGGCGCAACUGCUGCAGCAAAAUCCAGCGAUUUUGUCGCAGAAUCCACAAUUGGCGCAGCUGCUGCAGCAGAAUCUGCAGGUUCAGAUGGGCAGCGUGCUCUUCCAGAACAUGAGACGGGAAGAGUCCGAGGAAUCUAGGGUACCGCCGACAAUAGCGAGCCUGACGGCGAUGAAGGUGGAGGCAGCUGACCCGAAGGUUUCCGCUUUGCUCAGGCAGAGUAUGUCUCCGGUAGCGGAUUCUCUGAUGAGCGGUUCCAAGACGUCAGUCUCCCAACCGAUCAUCGAUUACUCUCGAUACGUGAAGCGAUACAUAUCCGGUCAGGAAUGUGGCAGUACGUAUUGCAAGGAACUGGGUUGUAGGGAGCACUUUCAUUGUCUGGACUGCAGCGGCAGGGUGUUCGUGAAGAAGGAGGAAAUGAUUAGGCACUUCAAGUGGCACAAGAAGAGGGAUGAAUCUCUGCAGCACGGCUUCAUGAGAUACUCGCCGACGGACGAUUGUUCGGAAAAGCAUCCCGGUCGUGUCUGUCCGCACAAUAGAAAACAAACCCAUUAUCACUGCAUCCAUGAAAAUUGCGACAAGGUGUACAUAUCGACGUCGGACGUGCAGAUGCAUGCAAAUUAUCAUCGCAAAGAUUCGGCCAUCAUACAGGAGGGCUUCCAGCGAUUUCGAGCCACCGAGAAUUGCGCGACCGACUAUUGCCAAUUUGCCGGUCAACGGACCACGCACUUUCACUGUCGGCGACUAGGUUGCCGAUAUACGUUUAAAAAUAAGGCCGACAUAGAUAAGCAUAAGUCUUACCACAUCAAAGAUGAACAAUUGUCGCGGGACGGUUUCAAGAAGUUCAUGAAAUCGGAGGCCUGUCCUUUCGAACAGUGUCGAUUCUCUCGGGUUUGCAAUCACAUCCACUGCAUACGGCCGCACUGCAGCUACGUCCUGCACUCCUCCGGUCAGCUUUUCUCGCACAAGCGGAAACACGAGCGUCACGAGUCGGAACUGGCGUAUCGGAAGUACAAGAGUGUCGGCACCGUGGGUGGCGUUCGUCCACCGGGAUCGUGGGCCCCGGACGAAUUGAGCGCUCAAAGCUUGUCGUUAAGCCUCAACGGCGAAAGCUCCAACGAGGGUAGAGGUUCUCCGUCGUACUAUUCCUUGGACGAUUCCUUUCAGAGCGGAAGUGACCUCGCUAUGGAUCUCACCGCACCUACGACUAUCAUCACGGCCAGCGGAAGUUCCGUCAAUCUCGAGCAGCAGCAACAAUCUCAACAAUCUCAACAACUCACCGCUACCGAAUUGGCUUAUCUGAUACCGGCCACUGCGGACUGCGCCUGUAACGUCGGCAGAGACCAUCAUCAUUGCGGAUUAGAUCGCUGCGGGGCGACCUUGAAGGAUCCCCGCGAGGUCAGGGAGCAUUUGAAGGAACACGAAACGCAGGAACGUAUAACAGACGCCUUCUUCGAGGAGGGCGGCUGCGACGACAAUUGUCCGUAUGCGGACAAGGAGAAGCAUUAUCAUUGCAAUUGGGAAAAUUGUCGAGAGGUGAUACUUUCCACUGACAAACCGUUCCGCAGAUUGCAACAUUAUAAAAUCCACGAGUACAGUCGACAAUUGAACCUCUCCUGUCCCUCGCACGCCCUCUCUCCCGACGUCACGUUGACCCAUCUGACGAAUAUCGACGCGAUGUUUAGGCGGAAGCGCGGUAGACCGCCGAAAAAUCGGGUGAUCGAAAUCUGGUCGGGCGGCGAUCCCACGACUCACACACACGAUUCGCCGCAGGCGAUCUUUACGAGUUUCAAGCUGCCUAAACCGCAAAUCUCUAAUUUAACGUCGAAUCCAUUGUUGGAGGAGCGAGAGGGUAGCGUAUCGCCUUCGAAUAGUUUGGGCGAACCCGAGGGAUUCGCCACCUACAAUCCGGAAGGAUGUCCAGACCCAUCCUGUAUACUUAGAUCGAUCAGGCAUCAUCAUUGCUCGCAGCCACGAUGCUAUUUCUUUACCGAUCGGGCGGAUCAAUUGCUCAUGCACAGCAAGGACUUUCACGACAACGUUGAUAUACCGCCCGGUUUCGCUUUCUACGAUAAGAUGGUCGAUUGUCGAUUGACUGGCUGUCACAGUAAUCGCGUUAAUCGGCAUUUCCAUUGUACCAGACCGAAUUGCGGAUAUUCAUUCGUCAGGUACUCGACAAUGGCGUUACACGAGAAGCAGCACUCCAAUCACGUUGAAUCGUGCCAGGAAUUGAACAAUCAGGAAUGUCAAACGCAAUCUCAGUCGUUGAUUCAAGAAACGAAACCUAGGAUCCAGGUGAAGAAUCCUGCCGAGCUGAUCGAAAAACCCGAUGAGAGUUUGAUGGGAGAUUCAGAGAGCAGAUCGAUGAUCGAGGAUAAAGAAUCUGAGCUUGCGAGUCCGGAUAGCGGUAAAACUACCGUGGUGAGGGCGGCUGGCACCUAUUAUCCGGUCAGCGGACCGCCGAGCGAACCCGCACUUCCGGGCGUCGUGCUAUCCAUGCGAACUUCCGUGCACCAAGAACCACCGGUCAUGCCCUCUAUGAGCUCUACCUCGCCGCACACUCUCUACGGACCGGAACAGAGCUGCAGCAGACCAUUCUGCAAGCUGAAACGCAAAAAUCAUUAUCACUGCAACGCGUGCAAUCAGGCCUUCUCCGAGUUGGAUCGCUUGGUCGCGCACAUAGCGAAGCAUUCUACCGGGGCGAUUCUCAGCCAGCAGCAACACGAUAUGGUUAGCCCGUCGCCUAAUCAACUGCAACACGACUACAUGGCGCAGUUGUCGCAGAAGCGCAACGACUUUAUGUUGCCGAAUGCUCAGAUGGCCCAGAACAUUCAGAACUUUCAAAGUCAAAUGCAACGGCAAAUGCAGCAGACUCUCAGUCAACAGUCCCAAACGAAGGAUAUCAAGCUGGAGAAACCGAGGUGCAGUAUCGAUAUCGGUGUGCAAAAUGUCCCGAACGUUAAGCGGGAACCGCUCGAAAUCGCAUCCGACAGGGAUGAAGGUAACAAUUCCACGGUAGAUACUCACGAGAACGGACAAUUGUCGCAACCGCCGAUGCAACCUAGCAAUGUGCAACAACCGAGUGCGGUGCCGACGAGCUUCGAGCUCGAUCUCAGCCACGGCUUUCACUUUCCGAGCCCAGCCGUAAUGGCUGCUAUGAACCAACAAAUCGCUCUGAUGAAUCAAGCUCUACCGCCGUUUCUGCAGCAUGGCGGAAUGUACGCCGGUGCACCCGGACUGAUGUUCGCACCCGGUUUACCGCCGGCAAACUUUCUUCCACCCACGAGAGACGAAAAUCCGCUAGCUUCGCUGGCGGCCAAUUUGAAUAUGAACAAGAGAUCUCUCUCACCGGACAUCAACUCGCCGGAAGCCAAGAAACAGAGACUUCAUCAUUCGAUGCGUAUGCUGAAGGACGAGCCUGUCCCGGAAGGAUACGUCAGAUUCAGAUUCAACGAGGACUGCAGAUACCCUCAUUGCGGUUACAGAGAGCAUCAGACACAUUUCCACUGCAUGCGUCAAGACUGCGGCUAUUCGUUCUGCGACAAAACUCGCUUUGUACAACAUACCGCGAGGCACGAACGACUAGACACCUUGAUGGGCGGCGAUUUCCAGCAGUACCGGGCCAACGUGCCCUGCGGCAGAGCUCAGUGCGCGUACACGUCGUCCCUCGGUUCGAUGCAAAACAAGGCGUCGCACUUUCACUGUCUGAAGUGCGACUUUGUUUGCACGGACACGAACAAGGUGGUCGCUCAUCGGCGGCAGCACGCCAAGCUGGACAGCAUCGCGGCGGCGGGUUUCCAAAAGUUCACUCCCAGUCAGCCCUGCGGGGCCGUGCAGUGCCAGCACUCUGGCAAGCAGACUCAUUAUCAUUGCUUGCAGUGCCAAUACGCGGUGUUGGGUCUGGCGCAGAUGUCGGCGCACAAGUACCGACACAUGGACACUUAACGAUCUCCCGUAAAAGAUCCUGCGCGUGGCAGGACGCUCGAAUAAAGCAUUACCUUGGCCCCUAUAGACAUUCCCUAGAGAAUGGCGCGGCCAUCUUCCCCCGACUAGGUGGAAAAAUUCAGCGGAACCGGUAGGGGGCUAGUCAACGACUUCGUUUCAACUCGAUGCCCACCGUCGAUUAUUGUUUCGCGAGAGUCGCGGAUGUCCGCGAAAUUCCGGAGACGCGAGAUCUGUUAAAAAGACAUAUUCCUAGUCCCUAUAAACAUUCCCCGAAAGAUCACUCAAAAGUGCCUCGGUCCUUUACGAUCGAGCAAUGUUCCUGGUAAUACGGAUGGUCAGUGGUAACCGGUAGGGGGCUAGUCAAUAACGUUUAUCUUCAGGAUGCAUACUAAUACGUUCGAAACCUUCAAAUCAAACUACGUUUGGUAUCUGCGAUAAUACGUCGAGUAAAACGUCGAGACGAUUUGGUCUCUUCGUACUUAGAGACUGAGCAGUGACGUGGACCGACGAUGUAAGAUCGGAAAACGAUCAUCGAACAGUCUUUUCUUUUAGGAACGCUUCCAUGAAUAUCGACAAGACGGAAUAUUAGUACGCGAAAAAUUAAAAACCGAGAGAGUUACAAGGUUUUAUAUAUAGUCGAAUCUCACAAAAUAUAUAAUUUUUUUCGGGUCCAUGAUUCUUGUGGGAACCAGAAAACGAAGGCGUGAGAACGUGGCGUAGCAUCUAAGACAAUAAUACGAAGACAAGCCUAUAACAUAGCUUUAGCAUGAAAAAGACAUACUAUAAUAUUUAAUAGAGAGAAGAAAAAACACAAGAGAAACCUUGUAAAUUUUUCCCUUCGUUAGUAUCAUCUUGUGUAUCCUCCGCGUGAAUAGUCUUUAUGACGAUCUAAAUUGUAGAAUAGUUUAAUGCAUUGCAUCUGCAAAGCAGACGGGAAAAGAAAUAGUAAUAGUAAACAGCAACGUGAUAAUCCGAUUACGAUAUGUUGCAAAAACAAUGGAGAUUACGCAUAUCUUCCGCUUUGACACUGAAGAAUCUGAGGAGAGGAUACUUUUUUAUCGACUAGACUGCAUAGUUAACUGUUGGGUUUUAUCGGCGUUCGUGUUGCACAAUUAAUAUCGAAAAAAUUUGAUAGAUAUAGAAGCUAAAUAUAUCUAUGAUGUUUGAAUCUACUUUUUCGAAUCUUUUUAUACAUAUUUCACGGUAAAAAUUUUUAAAACAAAGUCGUCUUGUAUGAAUUUUUCUGUCAUAAUUAUUGUAAAUUAUUUAUUUACUUUUAAUUAGUAUGAUUGGAUGUUUACUGUGCAGUUGGCGAUAAUUAUAAAUAUAUAUAUAUUCAAUAUUUAAAAACGCGAUAAAAUAAAAAGACAUACGCAUAUUUACGGUCUGGAUUACGUUCUGGAGGGUACGCGAUGAAUAUUACGAGCAGUAUUGAUAAAUUGAGAGUUUAAUUAGAAAGACUGCGAGCCGAGACAUAAGAAUGGAGAAUAGAAUGAGACAGAGCGACGGUCGUUGAACGAUCAAAUUAAAAAAGAAGAAAAACGAGAGUUAAAAGAUUGAAAGACAAAAAUUAUGUAUGUAUACGCGAGAAAGAAAAAGUAUAUUUGAAAUAUAUUCUAAAAAACGAACGCUAACGCGACAUGUGUAAUGCAAAGCUGAUUAAUUUAUGUGUGUAUAGUGUAUAUGUAUAUAUUGUGAGAUUGGUACGAGUCGUUGGAGGGAGAAACAGAUUCUUCUCGCGCUUCUAUUUCUAAAACACGCUCAACGAUGGUACAAUUCUGUUCGUUUUCAUUUCAUAUACAAAAUUUAUUGUUGCACAUUUAAUUAAAUCUCGCCGUAUACUCUUUGUCGCAUCUUGGCUUUUCUUAUUUUUAAAUAUAAUAGAUAAGAGCUAGACGAAAAUGAUGAUAUUAAUUUUAUUUAUCUUCUAUUUUUUUUAAAACAAUAUGUCUGCGUUUGCACAUGUGUCGGCGAGAGAUAAUAAAGCCGGAUGAACGCGAUAAGGACUAUCCGGAGAGUUUAAUACGUAUGUUGUAAACGUACGUACGUAUAGAGACGAGUAGAGACAUUUACACACACAUAUAUAUUUUCUCGGCAGAUAAUUAAACAUAGUGUGAAAAAUUUUACACAACUGCUCGGCGAGAAACGCGCUAGGGUGCCUUUAGGAUUUUUUCUGAACUCUUGUAGAACCGUGCCUUAGCAAUUUAACAACAGACACACAAAAAUCUAUUUGUUCAAUGUAGAAAGAAAAGAUAAACCGAAUGGACUUACAAUGUUAGAUCUACAUAUAUCGUAUACAUACUUGUGUAGCUAUGAUCGAAUUUCGGAGCAGUAUAUCGAAUUUUAUCGCAGUUACAGUUCAUCGUAUUUAGAAAAAUGGAUCGAUCGAAGACUGAAUCUCCUUAAUUUUAAAACUACAGAUAAUAAUCCUUAAGGUUCGCCAGUAAUAAUUAAUAAAAAUCUCU